AUGGCACGGUGGGUCUACAAGGCCGAGAAAUGUACCGUGCUGACCAGCAGCCGUCGGUUGCCGAAGAAGGUCAGAGCCUGGCUGCAGAACUCCGAUGCCCAGCAUCGGGUCAUCACAAACUGUACGCUGAAGAGGUUGAGCGCCCGGCUUCCUUCCGCAGCCACUGACGGCAAUGGUGAUGUGCAACCGCUCAGACCAUGUCAGCGCGACUGUCUGGACGCAUGCGCCAAGGGUGCUCGAGUCCUGGAGAUGGCGUGUGGCACGGGGAAGACGAGGGUGAUCCAGGAGUUGGUGUCGAACGUUUUGAUCACGGUGCCCUUGCGUGCCCUGCUCGACCAGUUUGCUCCCGAUUUCCCCAGCUUCUGCAAAGUGGGCACUGGCCACAACAAGAAGAUCGACUUGGAUGCCAAGGGGUUCCUGGCUGUGACAGAUUCGGUCCACUUGCUGAAGAAGUUGAAGUUUGAUUCCGUCUUUGUGGACGAGGGGCAUCAUCCGUUGCCACCCAAAAUGCCCCGGUCGACCGAGUUGUACCGCUUGUCCGCCACUCACAAGGACCAGCCAGAUUUCCGAUACACCAUGGGACAGGCGAUUGACGAUGGGGUCUUGUGCGAUUACGACAUCACGGUUCCUGCCCUGACAGCUCACCAUGCAUACGUGUGCUUGGCAGAUCUGCUUCUGAAACAAGUGGGGAGGUUCAGGCGGGUGCUUGCCUAUUGCAAUUCUGUUGCUGAAGCGAAACGCUUCCGGAUGGUGUUGAGGAAGCUGGGGCUGGCGGCAUGGCAUAUCAAUGGCAAGACACCUUCGAAAAAACGAGAAAGUGUGAUUGCAGAGUUCGCUGGGCCAUUGCAAAAACCGGUUCACGUGCUUGUGACUGUGGAAGUUUUGGGAGAAGGGAUCAACAUUCCCAACGCGGACACCUGCAUGUUUGUGGAGCCCCGAAGUAGCUACAGGAGCAUCAUUCAAGCCAUCGGGCGGGUGUUGCGCCACCACCCGGCCAAAACUUUGGCACAUAUCGUCCUGCCAGCUGUAGCAAUCCCCAACUCAAGAUCAGCGUCCGUGUCACUAUCAAGUUUCGGAACUAAACCGAUCGAAGGUGCGGAGCAACCAAAUGCCAGAGAGGCCAACAGCCUUCACAUCCACAAACCUCAAUUGCAAAGCCGAACUCCUCCGGAAAGUGACUGUGAGCUGCCGCCUGCAACUGUGCAGGUUGAACAACGCUGGCAGGCAAGAACCCCACAAACAUCUGGUGGUAAGGAGGAGAUGGCUUCCACAACUAAGUCACCUGCUGCAAUCAUUAUCGCUGGCACGCCUGCUGCAGUGAAAAGGAAGGCGUCCGGAGUUCAUCCAGCAACUCCCACACAUGAUCAGCGAAGAGAUGAAGUACGCAGCGAACCAGACUGGGAAUUUGAAGCAAAGGGGCUCGAGCGAAAGCCUCGUCACUGCGGCAACGAACCUGAGCGGCAAGUCGGUCCAACAGCUCUAGUUGAUCGUCAGCAAGACAGCGUGCAGCAAGGUUAUUUGCACAAGACUGGUGGAUCUAUGCGACGCUUGCAUGGGCACAAGUCGAUCCAGUCCCACCAACGAUUCAAAGUGAAAGCAUCUGGCGGAUCUGCCAUGUGCGAUCAGCAUUUCGGUAGCCAAUUGGAACGUUUUCUGGCCACGCUGAUGAUCGCAGAUCACCGCCUGGUUGGUGCAGCUGCAGGGCACAGAAUUCAGGUAGUAGACUGCACUUUGGCCGAUGCCGCUGCAAGCAUCACGGAAGGGUGGGCGACAGAGAUCUACAGUUGGCUCUCUGCAGUUCUAUCUCGUGAGGACCACUGGGAGACUCGCUUGAAGGAAGUGGAGAUGUUUGCCAACAGAAAUGGGAGGCUCCCAGUUCGCGAGCGCGAUUCUGCCUAUGAACGCACAUUGGGGAGAUGGCUCAACAGCCAGAACACCGCCUUUAGAGAGCAAAGACUGCUUUCGUACAGAUUUCAAAAAUUGCUAUCGGCAUCCUCAAUUCUUAUCCGUCGCCGUGUUGGAGGCUGGCAAACUGGCGACUCUGAUGGGCGUUUUCGGAGCAACUGCGAAGCGCUCAGAGCAUACGUGCAGCUACACAAAAGAUUGCCAAAAAGGACGCGUCAUCAGAUCACAUCCUCGUCCUGGAAGCUGGCACAAUGGUUGGAAAGUGUAAGGAAUGGGUCGAUUAUACUAAGUACAAGCAAGCAAGAGAUGCUACAAGAAACACAUCCAUUGGUCAAAGCCGCGCUCCAGAAGUGGAAGGACGCUCCCAGAAUCGAUCGGUCUCGAUGGGAGCAGAAGCUCAACGAGUUGUCCGUGUUUGUGACGGCAGUGGGGCGCCUCCCAAAAAGUCGCGGAGGAGAGGACUUUGACAGAAGCUGCUACCAGUGGCUUCGUGUUCAGUGUUGGAGGGUUCUAUCAGGAUACCUGCCGGAUGAGAUGACCCAGCUGCCGGUUGGAGGUGGAGACACGAGUCGGAUGCCGGAGCCUGAGCAACGCGGAGAGGUGGAGAUGGAUGAGAAGACGGGGAAGAUGCCCAGUGCUUCUGACAUUGGCAGGAUGCAGCUGAGACAGCUGGGAGCUUGGACCAUGGGCGUGAGAGCCACGCCAAAGCAUGUGGCCGGAACUUCAGCUGCACUUGGGAAGAAACAUGAUGAACUCGCGCCGUUGACGGUCUCAGUAGUGAAGGGGCACCUGACCACUUUCAACAGCCUUGACGACCGAGACAAGGCCUUCAUGCAGCGCUUGCAGAACUUGGCACACGAAGCGUUGAGCUGGCCACACCUGGGGGAGAGGCAACGGCUGCUGUGGGCUGCCGCGCUGGAGCUGAAUGCAGUGCCCAUGCAGGAGUUGCCUCCCUGGUUCUGGGAACGCCAAAACAUCACACAGCGAUAUCCAGGCCUAAACUUGCUGAGCUUGGACGGUUCGCAUGCCGUUGGCUGCUGGAACACGUCGGUCUCCUUCAAGGAGGUGAGGCGCUUCCUCCGCAUGGCACGGUGGGUCUACAAGGCCCCAAAAUGCACCGUGGUGACCAGCAGCCGCCGGUUAUCCGAGAAGGUCACAGCGUGGCUGCGGAACUCCAAUGCCGAGCAUUGUCUCAUCACAAACCGUACGAUGAAGAGGCUGAGUGCUGGACUUCCUUCUCCAGCUGAUGGAACUGGUGGCGUCCCGCCCUUGAGACAAUGUCAGCGCAACUGCCUGGACGCAUGCGCCAAGGGUGCUCGAGUCCUGGAGAUGGCGUGUGGCACUGGGAAGACCCGGGUGAUCCAGGAGUUGGUGUCCAACGUCUUGAUCACGGUGCCGCUGCUUGCUCUUCUGGAUCAGUUCGCUCCUGACUUCCCCAGCUUCUGCAAAGUGGGCACAGGCCACAACAAGAAGAUCGACUUCGAUGCCACAGGUUUCAUUGCUGUCACGGAUUCGGUCCACUUGCUGAAGAAAAUCAAGUUUCACUCCAUUUUUGUGGACGAGGGGCAUCAUCCGUUGCCACCAAAAAAACCGCAGUCAGCGGAGCUGUAUCGAUUUUCCGCGACCUACAAGGAAGAGCCGGAUUUCCGAUACACCAUGGGACAGGCGAUCGAAGAUGGAGUCUUGUGCGAUUACGAUAUCACGGUGCCUGCCUUGACUGCUCAUCAUGCAUACGUUUGUUUGGCAGAUUUGCUUCUGAAACAGGCUGGACGUUUCAGGCGUGUGCUGGCCUACUGCAAUUCUGUUGCUGAAGCAAAACGCUUCCGGAUGGUAUUGAGGGAGCUGGGACUGGCAGCAUGGCACAUCAAUGCCAGGACACCUUUAAAGAAGCGAGUAACCGUGAUUGAAGAGUUUGCCGGGCCCCUGCAAAAACCGGUUCAUGUGCUUGUGACUGUUGAAGUUUUGGGAGAAGGGAUCAACAUUCCCAAUGCCGACACCUGCAUGUUCGUUGAGCCACGGAAUAGUUACAGGAGCAUCAUUCAAGCCAUCGGGCGGGUGUUGCGCCACCACCCUGCCAAGACUUUGGCGCACAUCGUCCUGCCAGCAGUGGCGAUCCCAAACUCCAGAUCAGCUUCCAUAUCGCAGUCUCAUUGCAGGAAUACAGAGAGCAAGGGUGAGGAGCAACGGAAUGCUAGGGAGGCCGGCGGCCUGCAAAUUCAUAAACCUCAAAUGCGCAGCCGAACUCCUCACGAAAGUGACAGUGAGCUACCAACUGUCCAGGUUGAACAACGACAGCCGAAAAACCUACGCACAUCUGGUACUGCUGGAAAUGGUGAAGAUGAGGCAGCUUCCAGAUCUGCAUCAACUGCUGCAAUCAGCGUGGCUGCCCCUCCUGCAGUCACCAGGAGGCAGGCGGACGCAUUUCCAGCCAUUCAGUCAAAUGGCCUGCAGAUCGACCACGGGCGCCGCAACCGGAACAAGAAUUUUGACGCAAGCCUGGUGAAGCGAAAGCCAGGAGAAGUUCAAGAUCAAUACUUGGAAAGAUCCAAGCUGGCGAGAUGUGACCCAACUACACUUGGCAGGCAAGGAGUCUUUGCAGGUUUCGGAAGUCCCAUUGAUGAUCAAGUGCCCGCCAUGCAGAAGAGCCGGGCCACGAUUCCCAUUCGACGCCAAGGAUUCAACUUGAAAGUAUCUGGCGGAUCUCCUAUGUUCGACCAGCAGUUCAGUAGCCAACUGGAACGCUUUCUGGCCAUGUUGAUGGUGGCAGAUCAUCGUCUGGUUGGGUCAAUUGCAGGGCACAGAAUCCAGGUAGCAGACUGCACUUUGGCCGAUGCUGGUGCGGGCAUGAUUCAAGGAUGGACGGUGGAGAUUUAUAGCCGGCUCUCCGUGAUUCUAUCUUCAGAGGAUGACUGGGAGACUCGACUGAAGAGUUUGGAAGCGUUUGUUGAUGAGCAUGGCAAGCUCCCAUGUCGCCGCCAGCGCGAGUCUCAUUCUGAAAGAGAACUGGGAGCAUGGCUCAACAACCAGUGUGCUGCUUUCAGUAGGCAAAGGCUGCCGUUGCACAGGUUUCAGAAGCUGUUGGCAUCCUUACCUCUGAUUCGCCGGCGUGCUAAAGGAUGGCAGACGGGUGACCCCGAUGGGCGUUUCAGGCAAAGAUGCUCUGAGCUCGGGGAGUAUGUGCAGCUGCACCACAGGCUGCCAGGCCCCGGGAAACUGGCGACCUGGUGGGCACAUGUGCGCGGAGGAAAAACCAGACUAGGUCCCGACAAGAUGAAGAUGCUGCAAGAGGUGGAUCCCAUGGUCAAAGCUGAGCUCCAGAAAUGGCAGAAUGCGCCGCGACUCCUUCGGCCUCACUGGGAGCAGAAGCUUGGUCAGCUAUCUGGGUUUGUGUUGGCAACAGGCCGCAUCCCAAAAGGCAGUGGAGUGAAAGCUGAAAAAAGUUGCUACCAAUGGCUUGGGAUUCAGCGCCGGAAGCUCCUAGCAGGAUAUUUGCCGGAUGACAUGGCGCAGCUUGCAGCGCUAGUUCUGUUCCCUUCUUGUAUCCAGCAUGCAGUUCAGAAAGCAUUAGGCCACCAGUUGGAGGUGGAGAGACCAAUCGGCUGCCAGAGCCUCAGCUGGGAGCCUGCAGAGGCUGCCAGUGGGAGGUGGAGAGAUUGGCCGGAUGCUAGAGCCUCAGCUGUGAAGUUGCAGAGGUGGAUUGGGAUGAUGAGGGCGGAUUGGGAAUGUGCCAGACUUGACGAGCGCGACGCGGCCUUCAUGGAGCGCCUGCGGAACUUGGCGCACGAGGCGCUGACGUGGUCCCAUCUGGGUGAGCGGCAGCGGCUGGUGUGGGCGGCUGCGCUGGAGUUGGACGCCGUGCCCUUUCAGGAGCUGUUGGGCGAUUCCAAUGAUGGUAGGCUAGGCAAGAGUGGCGCGAGCCUGGACUUGCUGAGUUUGGACGGUUCGCAUGCCGUUGGCUGCUGGAACGCAUCGGUUUCCUUCAAGGAGGUGAGGCGCUUCCUGCGCAUGGCACGCUGGGUCUACAAGGCUCCAAGAUGCACAGUGGUGACCAGCAGUCGCCGGUUGCCCAAGAAGGUGAAAGCCUGGCUGCAGAACUCCGACGCUGAGCAUUGGGUCAUCACAAACCGUACCAUGACGAGGCUGAGAUCGGGAAGGGAAGAGCUGCAGACUCGAAUGCGGAUUAGUUUGAACAAUUUGGUGAGUGCAGAUGGUUUCUCCUGGAUGGAAAACUGGAUGACACGCAGGUCUAGGUUGAGCAGUAGCCUUUCCAUCUAUCCACGCAUUCCCCAAAGCACCGGUGCCAGGUUGAGUGCUGCAGCUCCUUCUGCGGAUGCUGAAAAUGAUGACAUGCAGCCGCCCUUGAGGCAAUGUCAGCGCGAUUGCUUGGAGGCAUGCGCCAAGGGUGCUCGAAUCGUCGAGAUGGCUUGUGGCACUGGGAAGACGAGGGUGAUCCAGGUUUUGAUCACCGUUCCCUUGCGUGCCCUGCUAGAUCAGUUCGCUCCCGACUUCCCCGGCUUCUGCAAAGUGGGCACGCGCCACAACAAGAAGAUCGACUUUGAUGCCAGAGGUUUCAUAGCUGUGGCGGAUUCCGUCCACUUUCUUCAGAAAAUCAAGUUUCACUCCAUCUUUGUGGAUGAGGGGCAUCAUCCGUUGCCACCCAAAAUGCCCGGGUCGAUGAAGUUGUAUCGGUUGUCGGCCACUCACAAGGAUGAGCCGGAUUUCCGGUACACCAUGGGACAGGCGAUUGAAGAUGGGAUCCUGUGUGAUUACGACAUCACUGUGCCUGCCUUGACUGCGCACCAUGCAUACGUGUGUUUGGGAGAUUUGCUCUUGAAACAAGUUGGGAGGUUCAGGCGUGUGCUGGCCUACUGCAAUUCUGUUGCUGAAGCGAAACGCUUUCGGAUGGUGUUGAGGAAGCUUGGGCUGGCAGCAUGGCAUAUCAAUGGAAGGACACCUUUAAAGAAACGAGAAGCUAUCAUUGAAGAGUUUGCCGGGCCCCUGCAGAAACAGGUUCAUGUGCUGGUCACUGUUGAAGUUUUGGGAGAAGGGAUCAACAUUCCCAAUGCGGACACCUGCAUGUUCGUGGAGCCCCGAAAUAGCUACAGGAGCAUCAUUCAAGCCAUCGGGCGGGUGUUGCGCCACCACCCGGCCAAAACUUUGGCACAUAUCGUCCUGCCAGCUGUGGCGAUCCCGAGCUCAAGAUCAGUUUCCAUACCACAGACAGGUUCCAGAAAUAAAGAGAUCAAAGGUGAGGAGCAACUGAAUGCAAGGGAGGCUGACAGCCUUCAAAUUCCCAAUCCUCAAAUGCACAGCCGGACUCCUCAGGAAAGUGGCAAUGAGCUGCCACCUGCAACUAUACUGGUUGAACAAGCAUUUGGUAUUGGUAAGGAGGAGAUGGCUUCCAGACCAAAGUCAACAGCUGCCAUGAGCAUCGCUGGCACGCCUGCUGCAGUGAAAAGGAGGAAGGCGGCCGGAGUUCAUCCAGCCGCUCCCGCAAAUGGUCAGCGAAGAGAUGAAGUACGCGGUGAACCAGACUGGGAAUUUGAAGCAAAGGGGCUCGAGCGAAAGCCUCGUCACUGCGGCAAGCAUGGCGAACCUGAGUGGCAAGAUCGUCCAACAGCUCUAGUUGAUCGUCAGCAAGACAGCGUGCAGCAAGAAGAGUUGCACAAGACUGGUGGAUCUAUGGGGCGCUCCAAUCGGCACCAGUCGAUCCCGAUCCAGACACUUCAAGAAGAUCUUCAAUACCAAUAUUUGGAACAACUCAAAGCCGGCACCUCUGAUCCAAUUAGACCUGAGAGGCCUGCCAUAGUCAAACGUUUGUCGAGCGGUUUUGAUCAAAAGCCAACAAUUGAGAUCAAAAGGGCCGCGGUUCUAUCAAGGACACAGCAAAGAUUCAAACUGGGUGCGUCCAGUGGAUCUCCCUUGUUCGAUCAACAGUUUGGCAGCCAGCUGGAACGUUUUCUGGCCAAGCUGAUGAUCGCAGAUCAUCGCCUGGUUGGUGCAGCUGCAGGGCACAGAAUUCAGAUAGCAGACUGCACUUUGGCCGAUGCCGCUGCAAGCAUGACGGAAGGGUGGGCGACGGAGAUCUACAGUUGGCUCUCUGCUGUUCUAUCUCGUGAGGACCGCUGGGAGAUUCGCUUCAGAGAGUUGGAGAUGUUUGCCAACAGAAAUGGGAGGCUCGCAGUUUACAAGUGCGAUUCUCACUACGAAAGCACAUUGGGGAGAUGGCUCCACAGCCAGGGCACCGCUUUUAGACGGCAAAGAUUGCCGUUGCACAGGCUUCAGCAACUGCUAUCGGCAUCCUCAAUUCUUGUCCGUCGCCGUGUUGGAGGCUGGCAAACUGGCAACCCUGAUGGGCGUUUUCGGAGCAACUGCGAAGCGCUCAGAGCAUACGUGCAGCUACACAAAAGAUUGCCAAAAAGAUUAAAAAAGACGCGUCAUCAGAUCACAUCCUCGUCCGGGAAGCUGGCGCAAUGGUUGGAAAAUGUAAGGGCAGGGGUGAUUGGAUUAAGUCCAAGCAAGCAAGAGAUGCUACAAGAAACCCAUCCAUCGGUCAAGGCCGCACUUCAGAAGCGGAAGGACGCUCCCACCAGAAUCCAUCGGUCUCGAUGGGAGCAGAAGCUCAAUGUGUUGUCCAUGUUUGUGACGGCAGUGGGGCGCCUCCCAAAGGGCCGUGGAGGAGGGGCCGUUGAAAGGCGCUGCUACCAGUGGCUUCGUCUUCAGUGUAAGAGGGUUCUAUCAGGAUACUUGCCGGAUGAGAUGACUCAGAGGCUUCAGAACGCCCAUCCUGUGAUUGCAGCACAUAUUGACGCAUUUGUCCAGACAGAUCAGAGAGCAUCUUAGAGCCACGUGCGAGCAGUGUGUGCAGCAGGGAUUAGACAACGGUCAGGGCUGCAAAGUUGGUGACACAGGCAUGCUCCUUUUCCUAUGGCAAUUCUGUCCUUUUACAUUCUGCGCGCAAUUUUGGGAGGGCAAGCAGCCAGUUCUGUCAUGUUCUGCCAAUCCCAAGACUAUCCAGCAACAUCCUUCCAGAGAGGCCCCGGUGACACUUUUGCGGCUUCUGCGUCCAAAA
Molecule: messenger RNA, 8977 nt
Organism: Cladocopium goreaui
Lineage: Eukaryota; Dinophyceae; Suessiales; Symbiodiniaceae
Source: the annotation of a GenBank genome assembly